Molecule: messenger RNA, 2437 nt
Organism: Cladocopium goreaui
Lineage: Eukaryota; Dinophyceae; Suessiales; Symbiodiniaceae
Source: the annotation of a GenBank genome assembly
AUGAAGCAGAACAUGGAGCAGGUGAUCAAGGAUGCAAAGGAGCGCGAUGAGGCAGACAUGCGAGCCAGACAAGAUGAGUUGAGAGCUCGCAUGCGAGAGAUCAAGCAACUGCGAGAGAAGAAAGAGCUGGAGAUGCAAAACCUCCGCGAGAAGUCUGACAGCAGCUCCAAGGACUCGGACGACCGGCGCGAGCUGGACGAGAGGGGGAAACGGAAUACCCAUGCUACACUAUGCUACACUACAUGCAUCAAUGAGAAGGCUCCCAUCCUAUUAGUCAUCGAUGGCUUCAAUGCCUCUUGGAAGGCUGCUCAUCCUAGCAGUAAACCGUUGCUGGUGGCAGGCUCUGUCCGGGACCCGCUACAGAUGGUUGCAUCUGCCUAUUGCUAUCAUCAUGAAGGCAAGGAACUAAACAAUGAUCUGAUGCCUGGGCCGGAAUUACUUGUCUUGGGACCUGAGGAGGGUACAGCAUUGACAGCAGAAUACAUGCUUCCUGUCAUGGAAUCGAUGGCCAGUAUCUUUGCUGAGCCUGACAACAACACACUUCGUUUGAAGUAUGAAGAGCUCACAGAGUCCUCGGAGGGCUUUGAUCGAGGAAUGGGACUUUGGCUGUGGCUUGAUCACGACUUUCCAGGUGAUUUGAUUACAAGGGAGCAACGCUCUUUCAUUCUUGAAGCUGGAAAGCAGUUUGACUUACAUCGCAAUCCUGAGAAUGACUACAAUCCGUUCAACGCUGUGAAUACCAACCACACCAGUGACCCUGAGUGUAAAGAGAAAGCCAGUGAAGCCGUGUUGAAGAUGGAGACAUCCCUCUUGGAGAGAUAUCAGGAACUGCAGCAGAGGCUGGGAUAUGCUGACGCAGAGGCACUGCGGCAGCGACUGCUUGGAGAGGCGACCUCAGAAUUGCAAGAACUUCGUAGCGAAUCAGCACAGCAGAAAGAGGUCCUGAGUGCAAUGCUGCGGGAGUCUAGCACUGAAGUGGCUGAGUUGAGGCAGAGUUUGGAGGCUUCCAAGAGUCAAAGCACGGAGGAGGUCCAAGCUUUGAAUGACCAACUGGCAGAGGUUCAAAGCAGCCAAGGUCGACUUCGCAGUGAGCUACGAGCACAACAGGAUCGUAGCAGACGUGCAGAACGUGAUUUGGAGCAAGCACAUGCGGAGUGCAAGGACCUCAUGUCCGUCAUGUCGUGCUGGUUGGCCUGGUGGAAGCAACCUUUUUGGGUGAACCAUGGUAAACCCAUAGGAUUCAAAGAGGCAUUUGACCCUGCUCGGCAAAUGUCCUGUUAUCACAUUCUGCUAUGGUCCUUGUCAUUGGUGCAUUUGGUGUUGGUUGCCGCCACCGAUUCUGCAGAAUGCAUGUCCAUGGUGCAGCGGCAGGCAUCUCCACUGCGAAGAGUAAAACCCUGGGAGGUGUACAACUAUGUGACUGCAAAUUAUCACAAAGCAGGUGUCUUCUUGACAGAACAAUUGCACAAUAAGAUUUUCCAGAUUCUAGGUGCGAAAGAAAGUGACAUGGGUAAAAUUGAGUUUCCUUGCUACGACAUAUGCAGGAAUACUGAAGCUCCUAUCAUUGUAUUCACUGAUGGCUUCAAUGCCUCUUGGAGGGCGCAUCCUGGAUCUAAGCCGAUGCUGGUGGCAGGGUCUGUUCGGGACCCUUUGAAAAUGGUGGCAUCUGCCUAUUGCUAUCAUCACGAGGGCAAGGAGCUUCCAAGUCAACUUAUGCCCACAAGAGCGCUGAUGUCACUUGGACCUGAAGAGGGUACCCAACUGGCAGCCGAGCAUAUGCUUCAGCAAGUAGAAUGGAUGGCCAGCAUUUUUGCAAAGCCACAGAACAGCACACUUCGGCUGGAUUUUGACACGCUGACAGAGUCUUCUAGCGGCUUUGAUCGUGAAGUCAAGCGUCUAAUGCACCAUUACUUUGGCUCUGGAGACCGGUUUCUCACCAUGGAACAGCGGUCGAAGAUUCUGGACGAGGUCAAAGCCUUGGAUGAACAUCGAAAUUAUUCCGCUGACUUAAGUCCCUACAACGGCAAGAGUCACAGUAGCUCUCCAAAAUGCCAAAGGAAGGCUUACUCGGCAGUGGCUCAGAUGGACUCGGGACUUCUGAGAAAAUAUCAAAAGCUGCAAGAGAUGCUCGGAUACCCUGUAUAUUCAAUUUAAUUAGUCUAAGUAUAUUGUGCUUAUAUAAUAGUCUUAUACAAUCUUAUAUAUAUAUAAUAUUUUUUUUUUGUAUGCGUAUAUUUGUCCUGACAUGCAGAAUGAGUGGCAUGAACGAGAUCGACCCUGGAUUGAAAAGCUCUGGCGAUGCCCUGUGCGGAAAAUGUGAGUGUUCCAAGCUACAGUAUGGUCAUUCCAUUGACGUGCCAAGCUCUCUGAUUGAGGUAUAGCCACCAUGUGUAGCGAACGGUUGACGACGCGCCAGGAGCUAUUGAGCAGUGCGGAC